Messenger RNA from Anopheles maculipalpis, 1227 nucleotides. Its product is annotated as dynein axonemal assembly factor 4-like. NCBI's taxonomy places the organism in Eukaryota, Metazoa, Arthropoda, Insecta, Diptera, Culicidae. The transcript has 2 exons. Gene Ontology annotation, molecular function: protein binding. Gene Ontology annotation, biological process: outer dynein arm assembly; cilium movement; inner dynein arm assembly. The record is from RefSeq and is a predicted model, not a curated record. The coding region runs from base 1 to 1227 and encodes 408 amino acids.
AUGCCAUUGAUACCGAAAAAUUACACCUGGCAGCAGAAAUCCAAUAGCUCCGAAGAUACUGCCGCUGAUGGCCAAUCAUCCGACAUUGUGCUACGCGUACCGUUUCCCGGAAAUCGUUUGCAACCGGAUGACAUCUUCACAACGGAACAGUUCCUGAAAAUAUCGCGUUCACCACACUACUGGGAAUUGUUCCUGUGUCAUCCGAUCGAUCCUGACGCGAGCCACUGUAGCAUCCUAGAGCAUGAGGUAGUAUUCGAGCUGGUCAAGCGAGAUCCAACCCUGCGUUGGGAUGCGGUCGAGUUGGAUGUACCGCGAGCGGAAAGGGUCACCCUCAAGGAACGCUAUCUAGCGCAGCACCAGAAGCAUCUGGAGGAACGGGCCAAGGAACGGGCGGUGGAAAAGGAUCGUAAAAAGAAGGAAGAAAUACAUCGUCAAAUCGAACGGGAACGGAACGACCGUACCGCCAUCGAUACGCUGCUGGAAGAGUCAGCGCAGCGGGAACUGAAGCGAAUGGAACUGGCAAUGGUAAAGGAGUAUCGUCCAGAUCCUUCAAAAAAUGUACCAACUGAGCAGAAAAGUUCAUCCACCAUUCGCCCUGUUUUACCUGCAGCACCCAAUGUUGUCCCCGGUGCACCUCAAUCACCGCCGGCAGUGCGUCGUUCCGGCACGCUCGAGGUAACGUUCAGCGAUCGAACUUUUGUAACACCGAAGCGUGAAUCGAUGGAACAGGCCGAACAGGAGUGGACCCGCAAGCAGGCCGCCGCCCGCCGUUCGGUAGGCUUCGCCGACGACGACCUCCGUCCGGACGAGCGUAAUCCCGAGUGGCUCAAGCAGCGAGGCGAUACGUUUUUCCAGCAGAAAAACUUUCUGGCCGCCAUUUCGGCGUACAGUGCCGGGAUACGGCUUACGAAGGAUUACUAUGCGCUGUUCCUAAACCGGUCCGCUGCACACUUGGCGCUCGAAAAUUAUCAACGCUGCGCAGAAGAUUGCUCAACAGCGUUGCAACUUUUGCAACCGCCGGUUGAAGCGAAUCGUAAGGCACGGGUAGCUUGCCUUGCCCGGCGAGCAGCCGCACUUGUGAAGCUAGGAUUUCUUCAGCAAGGAUACGACGAAAUGGUGGCUGCCAGUCGGCUCGAUCCGGAGGAGGGAAGUCUUCGGACCGAGGUGGACCGUUUGAGGCGUGUUCUGGACGAGCGGGCUGAGGAGGACUCAGAAUCGGAUGAAUAA